AUGCAAAUUGUUUUGAAUACGUUAACUAUGUGCUGCUUAGGUUUUUUCACCAUAAUUGGUAAAUUGAUUGCAAAUGCAACAUAUGAAACGUUGUGGUACGAUAUGCCCGUAAAUACGAGUAGAAUUAUGAUGUUUAUAAUAAUGAGAUCUCAAAAGCGAUUAACGAUCACGGCAGGGAAAAUGAUGGAUAUGUCAUUCGAAACUUUUGCAAAUAUUAUGAAGGCCACAGCAUCUUAUAUAUCAGUUUUAAAUGCUAUGUACUGA
Trachymyrmex septentrionalis is the source of this 264-nucleotide messenger RNA. Its product is annotated as odorant receptor 30a-like. The record is from RefSeq and is a predicted model, not a curated record. Gene Ontology annotation, cellular component: plasma membrane. NCBI's taxonomy places the organism in Eukaryota, Metazoa, Arthropoda, Insecta, Hymenoptera, Formicidae. Gene Ontology annotation, biological process: sensory perception of smell; detection of chemical stimulus involved in sensory perception of smell. Bases 1 to 264 code for a protein of 87 amino acids. The transcript has 3 exons. Gene Ontology annotation, molecular function: odorant binding; olfactory receptor activity.